Trichogramma pretiosum is the source of this 1976-nucleotide messenger RNA. Its product is annotated as spermine oxidase-like. The transcript has 7 exons. NCBI's taxonomy places the organism in Eukaryota, Metazoa, Arthropoda, Insecta, Hymenoptera, Trichogrammatidae. Gene Ontology annotation, molecular function: polyamine oxidase activity. The record is from RefSeq and is a predicted model, not a curated record. The coding region runs from base 192 to 1733 and encodes 513 amino acids.
CUCGAGCGUCUGCUUGGAUUUCGCGGCACGUAUAAAUGCCCUUAGCUCAACUGCAACUGCAAAUUUCAACGGUGUAGUUUUUUCAACGACGCAGUGUGAUUUAUAUUCAAAUCUUUCGGAUAAAUAUAAUAUUUUUAUAUGCUUGCGCGGAGCGAUGAAAGAUUGAGUCGACGGAGUAUUAUUUGAUCGAUAUGAGUAACCAGGCAAGGAUUUCGAUUCGAAAUUGUAUUAUUUUCGUGUUUCUGAUAAAUUGCAUACUUAGCGCGUGUGCCGAUGGAAAGAAAAUAACGAGCGAUGCAAGCGACGCGUCAAAAGCUUCACCGAGAAUCAUUGUCAUCGGGGCCGGCGCAGCCGGCAUAGCGGCAGCCUCCAAACUACUCGAGAAUGGAUUCGAAAACGUGAAAAUUUUGGAGGCGGAGGCGAGAAUCGGGGGACGCAUUCACACGGCGCAAUUCUUCGAUUACAGUAUCGACCUUGGCGCUCAGUGGGUGCACGGCGAGAGCGAAAACGUCGCCUACGAGCUGGGCGAGCCCCUGGGCGUGUUCGGCAAAUCGGACGAGCCCGCUCACGGUUUUCGCAGGGCCGAGUACUUCGACUCGCGCGGCAAUAUGCUGCAAAAGGAUAUCGCGAAAAAUCUGACGAGCUUCAUUUCCGAAAAGUUGUUUCGCAUGACCUUCGAGGACAGGCCCAAGUCCUUCGGGGAGUGCGCCGAAAAAUUAUUCAAGGAAAGCUUCGACAAGCAAUCAAAGAUUUACAACGACAAAAACAGAUAUUUGUCUUUACUGGAAUCGAUAACUAACGGGUACUACGGCACCAAAUCUUGGCACGAUUUGUCGGUGGACAUAGAUCAGUGCAAAUUACUUCCAGGCGAUCAAAUGAUCAACUGGAAAGAGAAAGGAAGUUCGAUGCUGCUCGAUAUAAUGAUGAAACAACUGCCCGAUCAAAAACGAGAGCAAUCUCUGCUAAACAAGACGAUUCUCGAUUCGGAGGUGCUUUUCGUGGAUUAUUUACCGAGCGGCGAGGGUCCGCCGGUCUUGAUAACGACGACCAAAGGAUUUUUGUACCAGGCCGAUCACGUCAUCGUGACUGUUUCUCUCGGAGUCUUGAAAGAAAAGUAUAAGUCAUUUUUCAUACCGCCAUUGCCAGAUUACAAAGUUCAAACUAUCAAUGCAAUUGGAUACGGCAACGUAGCGAAGAUUUAUGUUCUCUUUGAAAAACCUUUUUGGAAAGUAGAAGAUCAUGGAAAAGUUUUGCACUUUAUGUUCACGUGGAACGAGGCUGAAAAAAAAACUUUACAGAAUGACAAAGAAAAAUCUUGGGUACUCGGCAUAUACGACGUGUCGACCGUGGAGUACAAACCAAAUCUGCUGGAAAUUUGGAUAGCUGGAAAUUAUUCGCAGGCCAUGGAGCGUCUGCCGGAAUUCAAAGUAUUCGAUCACGCGGUGGAGGUGCUUCAGCAAUUUUUGGGCCGAAAAUACAAGCUGGAAAAUCCCAAAGCCAUGUACCUGAGCCAGUGGUACAUGAAUCCUCAUUUCAGAGGCGCCUACAGCUUCCGAAGCCUGGAGAUGGAAAAGCAAAAAGUCUCCGCGGAUAUGUUGGCGAAACCGCUGGAAAAUUUGAGGGUACUCUUUGCUGGGGAAGCGACUUCGUCGGAUCGAUUCUCAACCGUCGACGGGGCUAUCGCAACAGGCUGGAGCGCAGCCGACACGCUGAUCAAUCAUUAUAAAAAAUAAAACUCUAAAAUUUAUCUUGUAACGAUCGUUAACACGACCGAUGUAAUUUUUUAAAUGAACUAUAAAUCUGUACAUUACUUCUUACGAGAAAAAUUCCUCUCGAACAUCGCCUUUGCUCUACGAUCGCGAUGUUUAUACACAAAGGAAAUAAAACGAAUUGAAUAAAGAUAAAAAAGUGCUCGUAAUCGUUGAAAAAUGUCAAUUAGCCUAGUAACGUGCCAAACAAACAUCUCCGACGGAUGA